CGAGACCACCGCGCGCGCAACCAAACAGCAGCGCCAGCAGCAGCAGCGACCGCACGCCACACCCAUCCUUCCCCUCACUUGUCUGCCAACUUCCGCUGCACUUCGACAACCACCGCCGCGGACUCUGCGCACUCCCCGCCAGCUCCGCCACCUCGCCGUCGCAAUAUUCUAUACGGCGCAUCCCUUUGGCCUGCGCCCCCGUUCUCCACGCAACCGAUCGACAGCCUCUAGCGUCAGCGCGAUCGACAACGACGACAUUGCGGAGUGCAACGGCCAUAACAUUCGUCAACAGACAGCGUCAGCGGAGACAUGCUGGUGAUAUAGACUUUCGACAUUGUCAGCGACCAGGUUCCGGGUUACAGAAGCCUCGAGGUCAAUCAAGGCGCUCACGGGCCACGGAAGCAUCGUCUCAGGGACAACAGCAACAACACCUCCAACACUUUCCGGCCAGCACCACGACCACGGCGACGACGGAACGACUGGGCACACCACUGGCGACGACGAGUGGGAGGCGGAUAGAUUGUCGAGGAGAGUGAGAUAACAGCGGCAGCACGCUGGCUGCGAGCCAGUAGCAGCAGCGUCGUCUCCAUCGGCGCAUUCUUCCUACACCACACUCGUUUGAUAUCACACACACCCGACCACACGUAGGACAAGAUGUUGCGCCCGGCGACUCCGCUUUCUAUUAUUUUCUUCGUGGCUUUUGUGCUGCUCUUGCUUAGCACAUUGUCCACACCCGUCAUCGAGGGUAUUCCGCUCGGCUCUUACCAGGGCUACAACUUCGGCGUGCUGGGAUGGUGCAGUGACGAUGGGAGAUGCGAAGGGCCGGUAAUUGGUUACAGUACAGAUGGCCUCUUCUCCGGCGGCACCAAUGCCAAUAACGAAGCCUUCUCCCUCCCGUCUUCGACACGACAUAGCCUAUCAUCGAUUCUAAUCGUGCAUCCGAUCGCCGCACUCUUCGCAUUAAUAUGCUUCGGUCUCGCUGUUGCGGCGCAUUUCCAUGGACCAUCGCACUCGCCGCGCUAUCUCCUCGCAUUGUUGAUCCUCACCUUCCCGACCUUGUUGAUCACACUCCUGGCGUUUCUGGUGGACAUAUUACUCUUCGUACCGCACAUGCAAUGGGGAGGAUGGAUUGUUCUUGCAGCGACGAUCCUCAUCGUCGCGUCCAGUAUAGUAACAUGUGCGAUGCGAAGGACACUAGUAAGCAGGAAAGCACGCAAGAAGCGCAUUGCCGAAAACGCGGACAUGAAUGGUCAAAAUUACUACGAGAAUCUGGCGGCGAACCGAAUGCUGGUCGAUACAUUGCCCAAGGGAGACGUGCUUCCCAGAGCAGAGAGUCCUCCGCCCAUGAGUGGAAGUACUGCUGUCGAAAAGGGCAAUGGGCAAUAUGCGACUUUUGAGAUGAAGAGGCCGGACACGAACAGUGACGGCUACGCAGACGAUCGUGUGCCUCUCAACCCACACCGCGAUCCGAGCAUUCGAUCUACGAGCACGAACGGCCGACGACCCACUUUCGACGAGAAUGUCCCACCAAUGCCACGACCGAGCCAGGAACAUGGCAUGCAAAGGUUCCCAAGCAGAGAUCAGUACGGAAAUCCGAUCGCAGAAGGUGCAGCAAUGGGAGCGGUUGCUGGCGGUUUGAGGCAUCAGAACUCAGAGGGCAGCAUGGGCAGUGGCCGAUCCAAUGGCUAUCCUCCACGAGGGAGAGGCUAUGGCCCGCCGAACCGCGGCUACGGCCCACCUCGAGGAAGGGGAGGCUAUCCUCCACCACCUGGCUUCAAUGGGCGUGGGCGAGGAGGUUUUGGGCCGCCACCUCCAGGAUUCAAUGGACGAGGCAGAGGGUACGGGCCCCCGCCACCUGGCAUGAUGGGCAGAGGAGGGCCGGCGCGGCCAAUGCCUCCGCCUGGGUAUGGAGCAGACCCAUACUAUGGUGCACCAAGGAACACGCCUCCUCCUGCGCCAUUGGAUGAUCAAUUCGUUGCAGGUCCCAUCGGACAAGCGAUCGAGAUGGAUGAGCGGACUGGCAGCCCUGCGAAUGCGCACAAUGCCUACGGUCUGCGUGAUAGCGAUGGCGAUGUCGCAGGAAUGGUUGGCCUAAUGCAAGGACGCUCAGAUGCGCCGAACGGUGAUCAGCCUCUUGCAUCGCCAUCGAGCUUCUACUCUGGCGAUCAGAACUACGUGCCACCACGGCAACAGUGGGCCGGCCAGCGAUCACCACUCUCAGCACAGCACGAUGCGCCCUUACAGAUGCCAGAUGCACAAGCCUCGAAAGCGACGUUCGAGACUGUGUCGUCAAUGCAAGACCCGUCGCACGCAACGCAAUCAUCACGAACAUUACCACUCAGCCCCGUUCCAGCAUCUCCGGAGCCUGGGCAAGGUCCACGAAGUCCACCUCGUGUGCGCCAUGAGCGCUCCGGGUCACAAACAUACUACGAAGACGUUGAUCCUCGCUUCGCCGAGGACCCAGCACCGCAACCGCCCUCGGCCGUGCACCCCGCACAUCGACAGUCUGGCAUUCCCAACGCCCUGACACCCGGUGCAGCACAACGAGCAGUAUUGCACGACGGCCCCGCACAUCAGCCGGUCUACCAGAACGGCAGCACACAGCACUAUCGUAUGAACUCCCCUCCUCCUCCUGUAGAUAGCACACGGAUCCUCUCGCCUCAUGCUGAAGAAGCUGAAGUCGCGGAUGAUGCACGGCACACGACUGACCAUGAUGAUAGCGACGAAUCUCUAAGACGUGAUCAUCAUCAUCAGCUUCAGAAUCUUUCGCAUCAUCAUCCGCACUUUGAGCACAACAUCACGCCUCCGGACGAAAAUCAGCAAUAUGCAUCGCAAGAACGACGUUCUAGUUACGCGGGUUCGGAUCCGGGUGUGAGGAUUGUCUCUGGUCCGGGAUAUCCGUUGGAGAUCAUACCUGAUGGAGCGAGAAGUCCAGGCGCAGCAUCCGAGUCGAGUCACUUUACAUCUGUCUCGCAAAGAGGUGUCAAUCCGAACUGGAGACCUGGUAUGCCUGUGCAAGGGCCUCCAGGUUUUGGAAUGGGUGGCGGAUCCGAGGUACAGAUGAGGAGGAACGAAGACGUGAUAUUGAGCGGUAAUCCGGAUUUCAGUCUGCCAAUUCCAGGAGUCGGAAGAGGGAGAGGCGGUAGCGGGCUAGGAAUGAGAGGGAGAGGCGGAGGAGGAAGGGGCAGAGGCGCGAGAGGCCCGAGUCCGGCCUUGGGAUUAACGCCCGCGGGACGAUACCCCACACCUGAUGUCGCCGCUGCUCCUGCUCCUGCGGUUGAUGGUCCGGGAAUGGUGGUUCCGGUGUUAGGAACAGGAACGGGCGGGAUCCCACCUGCACAUGCAGUCGGGUGAGACGUUUUGGAUGUGAUGAUACACAGUUUUUGAUGGACUUUUGUUGUUUUGGCGAAUGCAUUUUGGGCGGGAUUCACGCACGCAUUUCUUCGUGCGGUUAGCGAUGUUCUACUUCUUUCAUGGCCAGACCGAGGAAAACGGGCUUUUAGGGAACCUCCUUUUGAUACCUUGUGAUACAAUGAUGAG
This is a messenger RNA of Cercospora beticola, 3540 nucleotides long. RefSeq names its product Rim9p (gene RIM9). NCBI's taxonomy places the organism in Eukaryota, Fungi, Ascomycota, Dothideomycetes, Mycosphaerellales, Mycosphaerellaceae. The record is from RefSeq and is a predicted model, not a curated record. Gene Ontology annotation, cellular component: growing cell tip; cell division site; plasma membrane.